AAUUCUAGUUCGGUCGCCUUGGUUUACCCAGGCGCUCGCCCGAAGCGCCCAGCGCCUGGGCUCGGGCGAGCGCCCAGGCGGCGCCUGUUUGAAGCGCGCCGCCUGGGACAUUAGCGAGGCGCUCGGGCCUCGCCUCGCCUCGCCCGAGCGCCUAGGCGAGCGCCCGAGCGCCUUUUGCAAUCACUGGUUGGGUUAUUAAGGUUUUUUUAAAAAGUUAAAAAUAAUAAUAAAAGAUUGGCCUUACCGCUCGGUUUGCAGGGCUACCAGGUGGUAAGCCUUGUACCAUAUGUGGAGUGCUGGAAAUUGGAUAAUUCUCAUGCUGGUUCACAUCCGAACCUGGUCAAUAUUGGGGAGUACAUAUAGAUCUAGAUGAAAUUGCAUUCGUUUUCCAUGUGUCGUGAAUUUGAUGUGAUCAUGCUUGUUUAUGGAUGCCAUGAAUCGGUAACAAAUCUCCUGUGCAUCAUUGAUUCUGGUUUGUAUUGCACUCUUGGGGGGGAUAUCAUGGUAUCAACAUUAGUAACACUAUUGGGAACGAACCUCGUAUUGGAAAAGCUCAAGGAAAGCCUCGUAUCAACAUUAGUAACACAAUUGGAUGCCUCAUCUUCGGACUCCUGCCAACAUCACGAGAACUGCUAUCACUAAGUCAUAGUGGAUCAUCAUGGGCUUGCUACUGCUUAUACGUCUAUCCAUUCAGGUGCUCCUUUUAUAUUUAUGUUUUUCUGCAGUCUUAGAGCUUUUCAGGUAUCUAGGCUUUUCCUAAAAGCUCAUUUGGUUUUUUGGACCUUUGUGCAUUUGGUGAUCUCUGUAAAUUCUAGCAAAGACUGCUUCAUCCUUGUUAUUCCUUCACCAUGAACAAUAUGUUUCACCAAUGAUGGAUAUGCUCCGACUAUCAAGUAUGCUCACACUGGGUUGGUACUUUGAUUCUUUGUUGUCAUUUUCCUAUAAUCAUCAAUCAAGAAGUGGAUUGAACUAUGCAAUUCAGAAGAAGUAACAAAAAUACAACCUAGGUUUAUCGUAGAUUUACAUGUUUAAUUCAGAUUCCAAUGGAUUUACACAAAUCUGGGCUAGAUUUAUGCAAAUCUACUUGGAUCUGACCUAUAUUAUAAAGAUAAAGGCUAGAUUUCAUAGUAUAGGUGGGAUCCACAUAGAUCUAAACUAUAUCUAUGUGGAUUUAGGCUGGACUCAUUUGGCCAGAUUCAUGUAUAUUUAGCCUAGAUCUACAUCUUGGUUUGAUUUGUACAGAUUUGGGUUAGAUAUAAAGUAGAGUUGCACAAAUCUACUUGGAUCUGGCCUAUAUCUAUAAAGAUUAAGGCUGGAUUUCAUGGUCUAGGUUGGAUCCAUAGAGAUCUAAACUAGAUCUACAAGGAUUUAGGCUGGACUCGUUAGGUCAGUUUCUUGUGUAUUUAGUCUAGGUCUACAUGAAUCUUGGUUCGAUUUGUACAUGGAUUCAGGUUAGAUCUACAUGGAUCCAUCCUAGACAUGAUGGACUUCUUUGAUUUGAGUUAACUUCAAUUGUUCAUAUUCAUUCCUUUGGAUGGUCACAUAAAUAACUCCAAUGCUUUCUAUCAUGGUAAUCCCACUCAUGUUGAACAGGAAAAGUACAUUCAAAUAGGCAUCAGGGAUGCAUUUCAACUGAAACAGAUUGGUCAUAUGGUCAUGUUCAGAUGACAUGCAGAAUGGCAGCUGGUCAACAGAAGAAACGGUUAACAAGUUCCAACUUCCAUGAACAACAUAAAGGAAAGAAGAAAAAAAAGCUGGACUCAUCUGACUACAUAUUAAAUUUAAGAUGUCGUGUGGAUCUGGCAUGGGAUGACCGUCAAAGGAGAGUUGUGGCAAAGAAGGAACAAAUCAGUUUAUCAUGGACAGAUAUUUCUCCUUUCCUUGACUCUGUUUCCCAGUCCCAUGCUGGCUUAGCUGAUGUUGUUUCUGUUCCAUUUGAAAUUUUUAGUUUGGACAAUUUGACUGAUGUUCUUUCUUACGAGGUUUGGGCUACAUGUCUUUCAGAAUCAGAGAGAAAGCUUCUCACUCAGUUUCUUCCUAGUGUGAAAGGUGCAGAACAAGUAGUUCAUUCGUUGCUUAAGGGAGAAAAUCACCACUUUGGAAAUCCUUCCCUGAAAUGGUCUACUUCUCUUUGUGCUGGUAAUCUUCAUCCCGAUAUUCUUCUUCAAGUGGAGGAACAAUGUCAACUCAGUAAGAGGGCAUAUUAUUGUGAGAUAAAUAAGUAUCACAAGGGCAUGCUUGAGGUUUUGAAGAAAUGGAAGGAACGAUGGUUAAACUGCAAGGAUCCAGAGUUACUGUUGAGUGAAGGAUAUUGCGAGGACAAGGAAGGAAGCUUAGCUAAUUCUGCUGAAAAGGCUAAAGUUCUUGCAAUCUCAAAGAGGGAAUCACCACAUAAAGUCUAUGAUCAUGCUGGUGACACUGAUAAAUACAUGUCAUAUAUUAAGGUAAGCAGGGCACAACAUCAGCUGAUCAAGAAUAUAAAGCAUUCUGCUGAUGGUAUUCAACCUAAAUUACUUGGUCGUGUGCUUGGUGACAUACAAUGCUUUCAUGUUCAUCCUUAUGAGACAUUUGAAGAGGAAGAAAAGAAGAGGUUGCAUGAGCACUGGUUGCAAGUAGCAAACAAGGAUCUCUUGGUAGCUUUUGAGGCUGCUAGGGGCCGGAAGUUGUGGAGAGAGCGAUCUUGGAAAUCUUUGGAACGGGAACUCGCAGAGAAAAUGAAGUUUAUAAAUGAUAAGGAUGAUAAAUUAGAAAGUUCUGAGGGCUCCCCAGAAGAACCUACAUAUGAUGGUUAUUGCAGAAAUCAACAUACCCAGGAUAUUGAUGACAAAAGUUACGGCCAGUCCAAAGAUAAUUCCAUUGAUGACCAUCAGUUGGAGCUCAUUCCUUCUCCGAAUAGUCACAAGGAACCUAGUCUUAUUAUCCACAACCAAGAAGAGACAUUACAACAGGAUGAUGAUUUCUCUCCUCUUUCGCAUGUGGAAAAGCAGAAUCCUAAAAACAUGUGGCAGACGGCAGGUGUUUCUGAUUCUUAUUACCAUUCUACAGAGAACCAUGGUUACACAUCAGCUGGCGAGUUGUCUCUUCGGCAACCCCAACUUACAAUAGAACAUCCAACUAAUAUGAUUGAUCUAGAGAGAGACAUAAUAGAAUCCGAAGGUGGAGAGUCCAUUCCAUCAGCUUUUGAUGUAGACGGCCGGCCUUCUCUGUUUUGUUCAUUUGGUCGAAACGAGAUGCUUCCAACCUUUCCAAAGGAACCGAGAGUGAUGUCAUCUUAUCCAGAACAUAUAAACGGCAUGAAGCAACCUGGAUUGCAGUUUUUGAUGGCUAAUGAUGAUUUGCAAGAAGCUAGCCUGGUUUCCAAUCAAUUGCAGGAGCAGCAGCAGUUGAUAGAGCAGAGAGAUGUAAGGGAGAAAGAGGUAUAUAUGCAACAAAUCAUACCCAAGAAAGUAUAUUCCACAACCAGGUACCCAACCCAAGGGUUUCCAUCAGUUGAUAGUCAGAAUCUUGCUGCUGUUCAGUCAUCCAUGAAUAGUGGUACCCGAGGCUACAAUUGGUUUCCUGGUGAUGAUCAGUCUUACAGUAGUUGGUCUGCAGUUGAAUCAUCGAGGGGUGGUGGCCACUGUUUGGAUGACGGUGGCAAUGCAGAUGGGAGCCUCUAUAGUGUUUUAUCUAACAAGUUGUCAACGUGCUCACCAUAUGACAGUAAUAGUUCAGAACAGUAUCUCCAACCAAGAAGCUUUGUUGGAAAUGUUAUCCCCAGUGCUCACAAUAUUUAUGGGUACGGACAGCAUCAACCGGACAACCCAAGCAGCCAUCAAAUAGGUGUUACUCCAUCAAUGAACAACGGGUCAUGGAUGAACUUUCCACAUCAAAAUCCGGAUCUUCACGAUCCUUUGGGGAGACCAUUUCAAAGGCCUUGGGAUCAUCAGUAGCACUUUACUGGAGGUAGAACCCUCGAUCAAGUUCUCCUUUUUGACUCGUUUGCAGGCUGAACCCUCUGUCAAGACAUAUUUACUCGUAAAGAGGCUCAUGUCCAGAAUGCACCAAGAUCUCAUAACCGGUGCUUGCAAACACUAACGAGUUUGGUGGUUUGUACAUAUAUCCUGAAUGCCAUGAGGAUGUGGAAGGGGAGAGGAACAGAAUGCUUUGGUUCAGCAGGGAUUUUUUUUUUGUUACAGUUUUUUUUUAUUUUUAUUUCGCAUUGUAUGAAGGGUAUUAUUAUAUUUUUAUGUUGGGAACGAGGGUUCCUUCCACAAAUAAAAAGUUUUGAUCAUUUACAUAAAAUAGUCCUGAUGAUGCCAACUGCUUUAGGUCA
Messenger RNA from Musa acuminata AAA Group (dessert banana), 4315 nucleotides. RefSeq lists its product as uncharacterized. Bases 1665 to 3932 code for a protein of 755 amino acids. The transcript is spliced from 8 exons. The record is from RefSeq and is a predicted model, not a curated record. NCBI's taxonomy places the organism in Eukaryota, Viridiplantae, Streptophyta, Magnoliopsida, Zingiberales, Musaceae. Gene Ontology annotation, cellular component: Ino80 complex.